This is a messenger RNA of Periophthalmus magnuspinnatus, 2627 nucleotides long. RefSeq names its product CAP-GLY domain containing linker protein 3 (gene clip3). The record is from RefSeq and is a predicted model, not a curated record. Bases 1 to 1884 code for a protein of 627 amino acids. Gene Ontology annotation, biological process: cytoplasmic microtubule organization. The transcript is spliced from 14 exons. Gene Ontology annotation, molecular function: microtubule plus-end binding. Gene Ontology annotation, cellular component: microtubule plus-end; cytoplasm; nucleus. Lineage: Eukaryota; Metazoa; Chordata; Actinopteri; Gobiiformes; Gobiidae.
AUGCGCAGUGGGCACAGAGCAUCACCGAGGCGCGCGGACGGCAGCACAUCUUCGCAGCAUCCGCGGCUCAGGUCCACAAACAUGACAAAAGAGGAGGAACUUGUGACAGAGAGACAGGAGGAGGAGGCGGUCCGGAGGAGUGAGGACGGAGACACAGAGGACGAGCAGGAGGAGCCUGAGGUGGACAGAGACGAGCCAGAGGACGCACAGGAGGAGCCAGAGCCGGAGGACAGGGACAUGCAGGAGGAUGGGGAGGAUGAGGGGGAUGUGCCUGCAGAUGAGAGGGACAUGCCAGAGGACCAGUCUCUCCCUGAGUAUGUCCCUGUGGACCCAGGGCAGGAGAGACGUCGACCCAAAGUACACCCCUCUGCCCUCGCCCCACUGCCCAAAGACUAUGCCUUCACCUUCUUUGACCCCAAUGACCCCGGCUGUUACCAGAUCCUCACUGACCCCCAGACCACCGUCCCUCAGCUGUUUGCUAUUGUCAGGCAGUGGGUCCCCCAGGUGCAGCACAAGAUCGACAUCAUCGGCUCUGAGAUUCUGAAGCGCGGUUGUCAUGUGAACGACCGCGACGGGCUCACAGACAUGACCCUGCUCCACUACAGCUGUAAGGCCGGGGCCCACGGAGUCGGGGAGCCAGGGGCCGCUCUGCGCCUCACCUCACAGCUCUUGUCUCUGGGGGCUGAUGUGAGCCUGAGGAGCCGCUGGACAAACAUGAACGCUCUGCACUAUGCUGCGUACUUUGACGUCCCCGAGCUCAUCCGCGUGCUGCUGCGAGCAGCCAAGCCUAGAGUGCUGAACUCCACAUGCAGUGACUUCCACUAUGGCACAGCCCUCCACAUCGCAGCCUCUAACCUGUGCCUGGGGGCUGCCAAGUGUCUGCUGGAGCACGGGGCCAAUCCCACUGUCCGGAAUGAGCGGGGCCAGGUGCCUGCAGAGGUGGUCCCGGACCCCAUGGACAUGAGCCUGGACAAGGCCGAGGCAGCGCUGGUGGCCAAAGAGCUGAGACAGAUCCUCCAGGACGCGCUUCCUCUGAGCUGCAACCUGCCCCGCGUGACUCUACCCAACUACGACAACAUCCCCGGCACUCUCAUGCUCUCCUCCAUGGGCCUGAAGCUGGGCGACCGGGUGCUGCUGGACAAUCAGAAGGUGGGCACUCUCCGGUUCUGCGGGCCCACAGAGUUUGCCAGUGGGCUGUGGGUGGGGGUGGAGCUAGAUGAAGCUGAGGGGAAAAACGAUGGCAGUGUAGGGGGAGUCCGCUACUUCAUCUGCCCCCCCAAACUUGGUAUCUUCACUCCAGUGUCUAAGAUCUCCAAAGUUGAGGUCCAGACACCCUCCUCGGUCACCUCCACCCCCCGCACUCCACACAUGGACCUGGCCUCUCGCCUCGCUGCCAAGAUGAAGAAGGAGAAGGACAAGAAAGAGAGAGACAAGGACAAAUGGCAGAGGAAGAAGUCGUCCUGUGUGCCUCCAGAAGGGGGCGUGGCGGAGCUGGGAGACCACGUGCUGGUAGCAGGACAGAAGCUGGGAGUAGUGCGGUUCUAUGGGAAGACAGAGUUUGCCCCAGGUGACUGGUUUGGUAUCGAGCUGGACAAACCCACAGGCAAACAUGACGGCUCUGUGUUUGGAGUGCGCUACUUCAGCUGUCUGCCCAAAUAUGGCGUGUUUGCCCCGCCAUCACGAGUUCAAAGAAUCGGGGGCCCCAAAGACGCCUCACAGAACGACUCCAUGGUUAAAAAGGUUCACCAAGUUACUAUGUCACAACCCAAGCGCAACUUCAACACACUGCACUCUCCCAAGGAUCUGACCUCCGACAGCUCCAUAUCCAGAUUACUGUUCUGCUGUUGGUUCCCCUGGAUGCUCCGCGCUGAGAUGCACUCCUAACCUCCCCCUCCCCUCUCCACUGGGCCCCCCCUCGGGCCCCCCUCACACCUGUGUCAUUGUGUUUGAGACAGUCCUCUUACUAUAGCCAUUUGUCAGCAGAUUAGUGCCUUGUAUCAGACACACACCACACGGCUACACAUGCACAGCUCUGAAGGACAAGGAGAACCACAGAUGAGCUUAGAGCAGACAGUACAGGGGAAUCUGUUGGCCCUUAUAGAGCUCGCGAUCAAACGGCAGAACUUCAUGUUAUUGGCAAAAUGUACAAAAUCUCCAUAGAGAUGCAUUAUCUCAAUGUCAGAAUACAUUUAAAGAACAUAUUAUGCAUUCUUGUUGUUUUAAUUCUCUUUUAAGCAUGAUUUGGUCACACUGGGAUAGGUUUUCUUAAUUUCAUAACUUAAAAUAAUGUCUGCAUUUGGAAAAUAUAUUUUAGAAACUUCACCUUUGUUUCCAGUGAGGCAUUUAAGUGUUAGAGCUUCCUCUGCUGUCAUAGGAAUGAGCAAUGGCAAAGUAAACAAGCCCUUUUCCCUAUGAAUUUAAGCGCAGAUUGAGUCUGAUGAUGGUUUAUGGACUUAAAAACUGCACAGGAGAAGUCUAGAUUUUUAACUGUGAUGCAACAAUCCAGACAAAAUGCGAACAGAGCAUUUUUGAGUGCUCAUUUUGCAUACUUUGUAAUAAUGGAUUAAACAAAAAUAUAACUCAAGGUAUGUUUUUGAUGACGGGCCAACAGUAUAACAUGGUUAAAA